AUGCCUCGCCGUGGUUUCCUCCUGCGGCCAAUCCGCGUAUUCUGCGGGCUCGCGAAGGAGGGGGGAGACGCGGGUGCUCGGGCGCGCCGGGCGGAGUGGGAGUCAGUCGUCAUCCUAGCACGAGAGGCAGUGGUCGCGGGAGAGGCGUCACUCUGCGCUGGUGGAUCUGGAUACUCUGAGAACACUACAAGGCAUAUUUCACAGCCAUCUGACGUGUUUGCAAACAUCAGAGGAAGGUCUCAGAACAUACAGCAGAAAAUCUUCGGUGGGGUACAGGCUGAAGACGACACGAAGUUUCCUUAUCAGGUGUCGGUGCGCAGGAACAACAAGCAUGUGUGUGGGGGUGCCAUCCUCACCCGCAGCUUCGUCAUCACGGCAGGACACUGCGUGGACGGAGCGGUGGCCCACCAGCUGGUGGUGGUGGCAGGCAGCAUCUAUCUCGGCAACCUCACCACUGUGCGGCUGGUCAGAAGAAUAAUACUGCACGAGGAUUUCCACUAUAUCUCAAACAACACCAUUCCAGUCAACGACAUCGCAUUACUACAGCUUAACGCUCCUUUGUCCGUGAACGGUCUGAACAUCGCCGCCAUACCUCUGAGAAACACCUCCAUAGAGUACAACACCUCUUGUGUCGUCUCCGGCUGGGGCUUCUAUGACAUGAACAUCAACUCAUUGUCCAUGGUAUUGAGGUAUGUCAUCGUUCCCAUAAUGCCGUGCGACAAUUACAACAGAACUGUGAAUUUAAUAAAACCUGGCAUGUUGUGUGCUGGUUAUCAAGAAGGUGGUAAAGAUUCAUGUCAGGGCGACUCGGGCGGGCCGCUGGUGUGCGGUGACUUCCUGGCGGGCCUCGUGUCGUGGGGCGCAGACUGCGCCGUGGCCGGCUGGCCGGGCGUCUACACCGAGGUGUCCCGCUACAGCGCGUGGGUCGUCGCCAACUGCGGCGCCUGGCCGCGCCUCGCUGCCUCGACCCUCCUCCUCCUCCCCCUCCUCCUGCACACACUGCAGUCCUCUGUGUAGACUCCGGUGUCCUGUGUGCGAGGCCUUUCAUGAGUGUACGAGUUUACAAAACGAUUGCUUGGUAAUCAACUGAUGUACAAAAAAAGUAGAACUAUUUUUGUUGAAAGCUUUAGUUUAUAUGAUGCUAUCUAAUGUACUAAAUAUUUUAAAUUUAUACUCACACAAGUAUGAAUAAAUUACUUCAU
Molecule: messenger RNA, 1202 nt
Organism: Bacillus rossius redtenbacheri
Lineage: Eukaryota; Metazoa; Arthropoda; Insecta; Phasmatodea; Bacillidae
Product: trypsin-4-like
Exons: 8
Coding region: 1-1017 (338 amino acids)
Biological process (GO): proteolysis
Molecular function (GO): serine-type endopeptidase activity
Source: RefSeq, a predicted model, not a curated record